Neospora caninum is the source of this 699-nucleotide messenger RNA. RefSeq lists its product as hypothetical. The record is from RefSeq and is a predicted model, not a curated record. Bases 1 to 699 code for a protein of 232 amino acids. NCBI's taxonomy places the organism in Eukaryota, Apicomplexa, Conoidasida, Eucoccidiorida, Sarcocystidae. The transcript has 4 exons. Gene Ontology annotation, cellular component: nucleus.
AUGGUAUUUCUUCCGCGCCUACUCGCUGACUUGUCCUUUCCUUUCCGGCGCACCGGGCUCGGAGCUCCCGCGUGUCUUCGCGUUCCGACUCGCGAGGCUUUCUGCCAAGCCGACCACGUGGGGCCGGCGUUUCGAGCUCGUUUUUCUGCGGGUAAAGAGGGCCAUGCGUCCACCUCGGCCGGGAAAGACCUCGGAUCGAAGGCUCUCGCGUUCUGUCGCGAAUCGGCGCCCUGGAACUUCGCAAGAAACCGCGGCUUGCUCGGCUCGGGGUCGGCAGGGAACGGCCUCUCUCGGCUCGUGACUGGCCGGGCGACCGGAGCUGUGGCGAAGGCGCUCUCCUGCCUGCACCAGCAACCUCGUCACUUCACAGGUCCACACGGCACGCAUUCUGGAGCUCCGAGCGACAAACCGAACGAGGCGGGAAAGAAACGCGGACCCACUGGCCUGCAGCGCCCGUGCGACUUGACGGGCCCUCUCGCCACGUUCAUGGGGAAGACAGAAGCCUCCAGAGUCGAGGUCGUCAAGCACAUUUGGGACUACAUCAAGCGACACAACCUCCAGAGCCCCGAAAACAAGAGGAUGAUCAACGCUGACAGCACCCUCCGGCCGCUGUUUCAAAAAGACCAGGUUUCGAUGUUCGAGCUCAACAAACUGGUCUCCAAGUUCGUGCAGAGUCGGCCGUCGCCGCCGAAGCCCUGA